AUGACCAAGAGCUGCCCCGAGGAGAUGGCCGAGCUGGUGACCCCCCCGUGGGGGGCAGAGCUGAAGGACGAGCCCGGGCCGGGCCCCUUCGCGCUGGGGCCGCGCCCCGCCGAGCAGCGCGACAGCCCCGGGGAGGAGGAGGAGGAGGAAGAAGAAGAAGAAGAGGAGGAAGAGGAGGGCGAGAAGCCCAAGAGGAGAGGCCCCAAGAAGAAGAAGAUGACGAAGGCGAGGCUGGAGCGGUUCCGGGCGCGCAGGGUCAAGGCCAACGCCCGGGAGCGCACCCGGAUGCACGGCCUGAACGACGCCCUGGACAACCUGCGCAGGGUCAUGCCCUGCUACUCCAAAACGCAGAAACUCUCCAAGAUCGAGACGCUGCGGCUCGCCAGGAACUACAUCUGGGCCCUGUCCGAGGUGCUGGAGACGGGGCAGACGCCGGAGGGCAAGAGCUUCGUGGAGAUGCUCUGCAAGGGGCUGUCGCAGCCCACCAGCAACCUGGUGGCGGGGUGCCUGCAGCUGGGGCCGCAGGCGCUGCUCCUGGAGAGGCACGACGAGAAAUCGCCGGCCUGCGAGGCUGCCCUGAGCGGCCACCCCUUCAGCUACCAAACCCCCGGGCUGCCCAGCCCGCCCUACGGCUCCCUGGAGUCCCACCUGCUGCACCUCAAACCCGCCCCCGCCUUCAAGAGCCUGGCCGAGGGUCCCUUCGGGGGACACCCCCACCCCCCUGACUGCUCCCCGCCGCCCUACGAGGGGCCCCUGACCCCCCCGCUGAGCAUCAGCGGCAACUUCUCCCUGAAGCAGGACGGCUCCCCGGAGCUGGAGAAGCCCCCCUACCCUUUCGUGGGCCACUACCCCUCGGUGGGCCUGGCCGGGCCCCACGGACACGCCCCCCACUUCCAGGGCUCGGUGCCCCGCUACGAGAUCCCGCUGGAGGUGGGCUACGAGCCCUUCCCCCCCCCGCACGCGGCCGGGCCCCAGCUGGGCGCCCUCUUCAACGAGUAA
Myiozetetes cayanensis is the source of this 999-nucleotide messenger RNA. RefSeq names its product neuronal differentiation 4 (gene NEUROD4). Gene Ontology annotation, biological process: nervous system development; regulation of DNA-templated transcription. Lineage: Eukaryota; Metazoa; Chordata; Aves; Passeriformes; Tyrannidae. Gene Ontology annotation, molecular function: protein dimerization activity. The record is from RefSeq and is a predicted model, not a curated record.